GGUCGGCGAGAUCGGCGGGGCCGCCGGAGAUUCCGGCUUGCGAGCUCUCGUCGGUCGGCUCCACAAUGAGCUUGCUCAGGAAAGGCAUCUACGGGAACUACAAGAAGCUCGACUCUCGUCCAUGGAAGAGCAGUUGAAGCGCGAGCAGCGCAAUCGCGAGGCCAGCAUGACGGCACUCUCCAACUCCCUGGAGAGCAUGGUGAAAAAGGUGAUCGGACGUAUUGAUCAGGGCUUAUCCUUCAGCGCCACCUCGAUGAAGGAGCGCACGGAUCAGACGGAGAUGCGAAUGAGGUCGAUGCUCCAAAGAGUCGAUGAAGGAAUCACCGCUGCUGCAGCUAUCCAAGAGGACCCCCUCGUGGAAGCGAGUCCCAACCGAGCCGCAGGAG
Molecule: messenger RNA, 386 nt
Organism: Symbiodinium sp. CCMP2456
Lineage: Eukaryota; Dinophyceae; Suessiales; Symbiodiniaceae
Source: the annotation of a GenBank genome assembly